Canariomyces notabilis is the source of this 3279-nucleotide messenger RNA. Its product is annotated as alpha/beta-hydrolase. Gene Ontology annotation, molecular function: sterol ester esterase activity; triacylglycerol lipase activity. The transcript has 2 exons. Bases 487 to 3039 code for a protein of 850 amino acids. Gene Ontology annotation, cellular component: cytosol. Lineage: Eukaryota; Fungi; Ascomycota; Sordariomycetes; Sordariales; Chaetomiaceae. Gene Ontology annotation, biological process: triglyceride catabolic process. The record is from RefSeq and is a predicted model, not a curated record.
GUUCUCCACCAACAUCCCUCGUCUUCACAUGUCAGAGACUGACAGCCCCGUGACAACCAUGAUUCGUGCCUGGAACACCGCAAUACCCCGGAGGAUGUCCACUCCUUGCCAUGUGGCCUUGUUGGCCCCAAGAUGGAUUCCGCGUUUUCUCAAAUCACCUGCCUCUCUCUCCCUUUCUGUCCCUCUGCUUUUCUCGUUGACCGUCUCGCAACUCGACCGUGUUCGGCUUCCGUCCAACUUCUUUCAGCCUUAUAGCUGAUUAUCUAUAUUCGCAAUUGGGGUACGCUUUAUCCUGCGUACGAGACGUCCAAUAUCAAUGCCAACGCCCCCGUUCCCCUGAGCCGGAUCCCCAACGCUACACCCACCAACGGCCGGUAACACUUACACAAAUACUUCUACUCGACGGCAAUAACUGAGCGCCAACCGGAUAAUCUUUAGUAGUCGUGCUCCCGCUGUGGACGAAUUCCAGGGGCGAAGGUCGCUGGGAUGAUCGACCAUCUGCUGGGCCGGCCGUCUGUAAAGUCGCGCCGGCUGCAAGUCCUCGCAGUGCUGGGAUUCUGGUCCGCAUAUGUGUUCAAAGGCAAUAGACAUGGCCCCCCAUGGCUGCGCUCCCUGUCACGAUUGCUCUCGAAGCACCUGACAGCAUGGCAGACCGUCGUCUUGACCAUGAUAUACCUCUACGCUGCGCGCAACUUCAGCACCCUCGUCGGACUCGCGAGCCCCGAUCCUCUAGCGAACAUGUACGAUGCCACCUAUUUCCGUGCGACAUGGGUCCUCACUGCCCUAGAUGCCGGCUUUUGGACGGCUAUGAAGAUCAGCAAUAAGACCUUACGGGACCUGGCCAGCAUAAUAUUUUCGCUCUUCUAUCUCGUCGCCGCCGAAAAGGCCGAUGAGAAGGUGCGCAAGGUCCGCGGCAACAUCACGGUCGAACAUCUUAGGGUUAGCUGGAACAAAGGGAGCAAGUCACCCUACUUGCGCUUCAUGCAAAACCUGGUGCGGCCACGCUUCACGAGGUGGCCGCCGCGAGCCAUCCGCAUCCCUCGGCCUGCUACCAGCGACUACAAGGACCCCGUUUCUGGGUGGCUGUACUUUGACGGUCCUCUGUCCGAGCUCGAGAACCACAACCGCAUCGUCCUGGACAUUCCCGGUGGCGGUUUUGUGGCCAUGGACCCCAGGUGCAAUGACGACAAGCUAUUAGCCUGGGCCGCCAAGACGGGGUUGCCGAUUCUCAGUCUAGACUAUAAAAAGGCUCCAGAGUAUCCGUAUCCAUAUGCCCUGAAUGAAUGCUACGACGUCUACACAACGAUUAUCAAGAGCCGUGGACGAUGCAUCGGCCUGUCCGGGAGGGAGAUUCCCAAGGUGGUCAUCACGGGGGAUAGCGCCGGCGGGAACCUUGCUGCAGCGACGACGCUCAUGAUCAUUGAGAGCGGAUCGUCCCCCGUCCGCCGCUUCCAGGGCCAGACCGACCUCCCCAUCCCUGAUGGCCUCAUCCUGUUCUAUCCUGGUCUCGAUUUCAAUAUCGGAAGCUGGAUGUCCGAUGAGCAGAUGGCACUGAUCAAGGACAGGCGGAUGCGCGGGACAAACAAGCGCAUCAUUGAGCGCAAAACGAUGCAGUACAACGACCUUGUCGGAACACCGCACCAAUCCGAGGAUGAAGAUGACGCCUCCCCAUCAUCCAAGUCUCGCUCCAGCCUAGCAGGCGAACAAGAGGGUACCGCCCCCUCCACGCCCGCUACUGACGCUGCGCCCGAGUACGCCCACUCGGGCCCUUCGACCUGGAGCCACGUCCAGCUAGGCCCGCCAUCCCCAGCAACUACCACCACCGCCGCUCACCCCCCUUCUCCGGCCUCGACUACUCCUACCGCCACCAAACAGUCCUCACCAGGCACGUCUCACCAUCCCGAACCGAUGCGCACCCGGCUCGCCAUGUCAUCGAUGAUCUCGUACUUCAACGAUCGCGUGCUGACCCCGGAGAUGAUGCGCGCAAUGAUCAUCUUGUACAUCGGCCCGCACAACAGGCCCGACUUCUCGAAGGACUAUCUGCUCAGCCCCAUCCUGGCGCCAGACGUGCUCCUGGCCCGCUUUCCCAAGACGUAUUUUCUCACAGGCGAGCGCGACCCGCUCGUAGACGAUACGGUCAUCUUCGCCGGCCGCUUGCGGAGGGUCAAAGCCGCCCAGAUGGCGAGCGGCGGGAAACGCUUUGAGUACCUCGAACAGGAUGCUAUGACGCGCGGCUUCGACGAGAGAGAUGUUGCUGAGAUGGUCCUCAUCCCCGGCAUCAGCCACGGGUUCUUGCAAUUUCCCGGCGUGUACCCACCGGCGUGGAAAUUAUUUGAUCGCACAGGGAGGUGGAUUGAGGAGAUCUUUGAGCGGGCCGAGAGGAAAGAACGGACUAGAGGAAGAGAACGGGAGAGGAACCGGGAAGGGGAACGCGGGAGUGUAGGGCAUCUCGAGAGUGCUAAGGCGAAAGAAAUAAAGAUAACAACGGAGGGGCCGUUGCCUGCCCAUGGAAAUGAAGGGGUGAGCACCGAGAGGACGCGGCAUCAUUUCAGACAAGAAUCCAGUGGGGAUGAGGAUAGGCCCCUGAUGAUGAGCCUUACUCGAGGGAGGGGGAGAGCUGUCAAUGGCGCGGGUCCUCUGGCUGAUCAUGCUCUUCAGAAGAGUGACAGGAAGCAUGAAUCCAAUGCGGGAGAGUCGGUCACGAAGGGUUACUCUGCUCAACCGCCGGAGAAGGGACGGACCGUCGUUGCCCUGCCGAACGGCCAUCACGCCGAUAGGAACAGGCAGCAGAAUGUGGCCAGCGCUGCUCUGAAUAGCGACAAGCUGGUAAAUGGCGAUCGGAGCGGCGGGCCUGCGGCGAGUAGUGGGAACGGAAACGCCAAUGCAAGGCGGAAGAAGCCUGCGAAAAGAGUCCGCACUACGUCCAGGGACGAUGACGACAAGAGCCUUGUCAAGCUGGCUAGCUCGGACGAUCUGCUCGGCAGGCGGAUGCACGGCCUCGCUGGAGGCUUGACGGGGCUGCAUGCCGAUCUUGGGUAACCGUGUCUGUCAGAGCAUAUAUAUACUAGGAGUGCGGGUAUUUUUGGUAGAUGGCUUGGGUAGGUGCUCUGCCCGCCGGCAUUAUUUGUGUACAAUGGAUGUGCAGUACAUACAGUACAGAACUUUGCAUUUCUGUACAGGUGGAGAUACUAGUAGGUUUGGCGUUUAUGUGUGAGCUUGGAAAUAUAAGGCUGUUGACGUACUCACUACUAGUAGUAGACACCCUUUGUAACGUGACCG